AUGUCAGGAAAGUCAGGGUCAUGGGGACUGACAGACAUAUCUAUCCUCCGGUCUUUUAUACACCUGCGAUAUGUGGAUGUUUCCCAGAAUCUCUUGAGGGACAUUUCCCCACUGGCAGCUCUAACACAUCUUCUGUCCUUACGUGUUGAUCAGAACCAGCUGCUGAAUGUCAGUGGGUUAGGGGACCUGCCAUACCUACAGCAGGCCAGCUUUGCACAGAACCAUAUGCGCAGCCUGGAAGAUGUUGCACAGUCCCGUCUUGAGUCCCUCAGCUUAAUUGGGAACCAGCUGCAGAGCCUGGAAGGACUGGACUGCACCAAGCUGGGCAGUCUGCACACCCUGGAGCUCCGUGGGAACCAUCUGCUGAGCACAGCAGGGCUGCUUCUCCCCAACCUACGAGAGCUCUACUUGGCCCAGAAUAACAUAACCCGAUUAGAGGGUCUAGACUCCCUCGUCCAUCUUACAACUCUUCAUCUGAGAGAGAACCAGCUGGAGAACCUAGAUGGGAUGUCAGAGAAUCUUCAGGCACUACAGUAUCUCAACCUCAGGGGUAAUCUGGUGUCAAGUCUGCAAGAGGUGAAGAAAUUGCGCCCCCUGUCCCGGCUGCGUGCACUGGUUUUGCGUGAGAAUCCAUGUGAGGAGGAGGAUGGUUAUAGGAUGGAGACUCUGAUUACCCUCCCCCACCUGGAGAGACUUGAUAAAGACAGCUAUGAAGAGGAGGAGAGGAUGGAGGCUGAUGAGAAACGGAGGGCAGAACUGGAGGAGGAUAAAGCAGUUUUGAGCAUUGAGUUUGACUUUUUGCCUUAG
Molecule: messenger RNA, 807 nt
Organism: Bombina bombina (fire-bellied toad)
Lineage: Eukaryota; Metazoa; Chordata; Amphibia; Anura; Bombinatoridae
Product: leucine-rich repeat-containing protein 23-like
Exons: 6
Coding region: 1-807 (268 amino acids)
Molecular function (GO): protein binding
Source: RefSeq, a predicted model, not a curated record